GCACGUACUACAAAUCUACCAACAAUAGCGAAUGAGACGUUGACCUGCGAAGUGGAAGUGGGCGAGUUUUACUAUCAACUCUUCUGCUUCAGGUUAUGUAUAAGGACUAUUGAAGAAACUUGGUUUUUUUUUACCCACAUUGGAAAGUAAUUUUUCGGAUUCUGUGUGUCGGUGAAGUAGAAAGAAAGAAAACUCUUCUUGACAAGUUGGGAAGUUCGUUACGUUUCGCAGAUGUGUGUGUGAUAUGAGCCACACUUUUCUAAAGCUGACACAUUACACAAACAUCACUGGAUCAUAGUCAAGGACGUGUGUGGAGUAUGUGGGCCAGUUGUUGUAACUGGCUCUGCCUGGACUCGCCCACUGUGGAGGAAAGCAGCAACCACAGAUCUAGCUCACGCCAUCAGGCGUAUACUAACUCAGGCUACAGCAGCUACCCAUCUCCUACAGCUCCCGAACACAUGUGUAAGGCUUGCGGAGGCCGUUUUGACGCUCUUGAAAGAAAGCAUGUAUGUGUAGACUGCAAAAAGAAUUACUGUAGCCGCUGCUCAGCUCAGUUAGAGCCUCAUCCGCGGCUGUGCCACACGUGUCAGCGUUUCCAUGGUACCAUGUUCGAGCGGGCGGAGCUGAUGAAGCUAAAAGUAAAGGACUUGAGGGACUACCUUCAUUUGCAUGAAAUCCCUACGCAAAUGUGCAGAGAGAAAGAGGAACUUGUGGAGCUGGUCCUUGGUCAGCAGACCCCUACCUCUGGUUCAUCCACACCAAGCGAGACACAUGCACACACACCUCUGUCUGAGCAGGAAAUGAUCUCUGAACCGACCACAGUCACUGAGCAACCCUCUGCAGGAAGUGGUGUCAUGACCGACCUGACUUCCCAGUCACAGACUGAAGGGGACGGGCAGAUUGAGUCAGUGGCAGAGGAGCCAAUUGAUGUUGAGGAGACAGAGCUUCAGAGGGCACAGGAAUGCCAGUCAACAGACUCGGAUGAGGCGUUGCCCUCAGGUAGGCGGGCAUCUCUCUCAGACAUCUCCUCAGUGGAGGAUAUCGAGGCUCUGAGUGUACGUCAGUUAAAAGAAAUCUUGGCCAGGAACUUCGUCAACUACAAGGGCUGUUGUGAAAAAUGGGAAUUGAUGGAGCGAGUCACACGCCUCUAUCAUGACUCGAAGGAUCUGCAGAACCUAGAUUCUUCAGCAGCAGCCACCCUGGAAGAAAACAUGUGUAAGAUCUGCAUGGACUCGCCAAUCGACUGUGUACUUCUGGAAUGUGGACACAUGGUCACGUGCACAAAGUGCGGCAAGCGCAUGAGCGAAUGCCCCAUCUGCAGACAGUAUGUGGUCCGGGCUGUGCAUGUUUUCCGAUCCUGAACCAGCGCAUCUUUUGGUUGGGGGAUGAAAAACUUUCCCGUUUUUUUCCUCUUUUUUAUAUAAACACUUUGCCCAAGGACGAGCCUUCUCUGCCCUGCUGCUUCAUUUGACCUUCCAGCAGCUGUUGAACUGUGAAUAAUGGAAAACUCGAUACACUAGCAAUAAUUUUUCUUGUGUCUUGUGUUUAGCAGGGUUUGCGGUUAUUAAAUUCUACAGUGCAUAGUUUGAAACUACUGCGCACAUACUACGGUGCUGGUACAUUACAUGGAAUUUUUAGAUUCAGGGUGUAGUGUUACAAAUAAAUAAAUGAUCUAAACCCUGUUACAGCUCCAGUUUAAACAAUUCAAAAUGACCAACAUUUAUCCACGCAAAAAUUCUGGUUAUGUGGAAGACAGCAACAUUAUAAGCUCUCCAAACUAAAACUUAAUUAACCUUCUCCAAAAGCAAGUACAAUAUCAGUAUUGCACUCCUGUCCAAGCAGAGCACAACACUGACACUCCCACAUCCCAUAAUGACAUCUGUAGGCUGCAUAGGGUCAAAUCUGAGUACACUUGUAUGACAAGCAUGAUGGAACACAGUGACAGUUUGACACGCCUGAAAAAUCACCAAAUCUCACACAGCAGGUUGCACUACAAUAGGUCCCACAAACUCCAGGUGAAUUUGAGCAUCCAGUCAGAGGAACCUAACAGGAAAUAUCUCAAGAUAUCCGAUUCUCACAGGACUGAUGUUAUUAAAAGCUAGGCAAGACGUAACCUAGUAUCCAGAAUGAAAUGAUGCAUACAACUUGUUUGUUUAUUCAUUUUCAUUUAGGUAACAGCAUUACUCUUGCUCCUCUCAUCUACUGCAGUGAAGAUACUCAGAAUUCAUCUUCAGAAGUCCAGAUUUAGGAUUAGGUUUAUGACUUAGAUGUUGCCAUUCAUUUGAGUGAUAAUUGAUUAAUAUUGGAUGCAUUCCAAGCAGAACCUUCAGAUUCACAAGCAAAGGUAAUGAAUUUGCUAUAAAACUACAGAAUCCCAGUGAGAUAUAUAUAUAUAUAUAUAUACACAUAUAUAUACCAUUUACAGACUUAUUUUUCAUUACAGAGUUAUUUUUCUAGAAAUGUUUCCAUUGCUUUACAAAAAUGAGUGAAGAUCAUCUGCCAUUUAAUAUUCCAUCAAGUGAAGAUUUCUGUAUCGAUGCAAAAUAUAAUAUAAUACAAUGUCACUUUGAGUAGCAGUUUAAUAGCUAAGAGAGUCUUCAGAUGGAUGAUGAAUGACGCACGCCCCCAUUUUAAGAAAAUGAGUGCAUAUAGAUAUACAACUAUGCUAACAAACAUGCCUUAAUGUUCUUUCUCUCUGAGGCCUUUUGUCUAAACCUGUAAAGUAACAACUAAAUUUGUGCUGCUAUACUCACUAUGUUAACUCUGUGUGACCUGAACAUGCAGAGGGUCUGCUCACUGUUUUGACUUUAAUGUCGCCUUUUACUGGUACUUGAUACUGAUCAAAGCUCACAGUAGACUCAGUUUUAAAUGAUGUGUGGCAUUGCAGUGCUCUCUGUGGGCUUCAGAAUAUCACAGUGCUACAUUGGCGUUAGAUUGGCAGAAUCUAACCGGGCUUUCACUGGAAGACCAUUGUACAGUUACAGCCUCUCGGCAAUAGGAACCGGUUGCAGGAAGUAGGUGAAAUAUUAGCAGCAUUUCAGCCCUAUGCACUGAUGCAAGUCUAGAUACUGUGCCAAAAUAAGAUUACAGUCUCUGUCUAUGGCACUCUACGGCUCUAAAUGACUGCUAAUACAUCUCAAUGCCUUCAGAUUUCCCAGAUUAGUGGAAAUUGAUCAUGAAAGUCAUUUAUACUGAAGUACUUUUGGGACCGAGAGCGCUGAAACAGAAAUGUGCCUUUAACAUGUUGCAGAGCUUAGCAAAGUCUGAGAUGUGUUUUUGUUUUUUUUAAUUGAAACCUUUAUGAGAAACCUUUACAUGACAGCACCUUAAAUCAUGACAGAUAUUGUAUGAUAACUGUUUGGUUGGUUGUUUUGUUUGUUUUUAACUAAUAAACCUUUCUGCAUCUCAAAGGGCUGUUCCAAAAUGUUCAGUUGUUCGUCUUCGGGUCACUUUUAAUAUCUGCUGUUGGUACGGUCCAGGGACCAGCACGGUUCUCAGAUGCUGUAGAAUAGCCAGUGCUAUUGUUACUGAUCGAAUAAAAAACAAUUUGUAACUUAA
Hemibagrus wyckioides is the source of this 3558-nucleotide messenger RNA. RefSeq names its product ring finger and FYVE-like domain containing E3 ubiquitin protein ligase (gene rffl). The transcript has 7 exons. Lineage: Eukaryota; Metazoa; Chordata; Actinopteri; Siluriformes; Bagridae. Gene Ontology annotation, molecular function: ubiquitin protein ligase activity. Bases 318 to 1361 code for a protein of 347 amino acids. The record is from RefSeq and is a predicted model, not a curated record. Gene Ontology annotation, biological process: negative regulation of extrinsic apoptotic signaling pathway via death domain receptors; proteasome-mediated ubiquitin-dependent protein catabolic process; protein K48-linked ubiquitination. Gene Ontology annotation, cellular component: cytoplasm; plasma membrane.